AUGGAUGAUGAAGAUGGCCGGUGCUUGCUAGAUGUAAUUUGCCACGCUUGGUUCAAAAUCUUGGAGCCCCUCUACGUGACUGCUGCCUUGACAACUGUUGCUGCCCUGUCUUUGGUGGAACACGAUCCUCAGGCAUUGAACGAUUUUUUACAUGGAUCUGAAAAGAUUGACAGUGAUGAUCUCUUGGACAACACAGGAGAUGCAGCCAGUGCCUUUUUUGAGGGUGCUGGGCUGCACGUACAAGAAACCCCUGGCAAUCAUCUGAGCGCUGAACAGAGCCAGCCCACAACAAGUGUUGACUUAGACUUCCUGGAAGAUGACAUCCUGGGGUCACCUUCAGGGGGCGGGGCCAACCUGCAGAACUCAGACCAGCCCUGUGACAUUCUCCAGCAGAGCCUGCAGGAGGCAAACAUCACUGAGCAGACUCUGGAGGCAGAGGCAGAACUGGAUCUGGGUUCUUUUCAGCUCCCUACGCUUCAGCCAGUUGUCCACACUGCCUCCGAUGUCACACCACAGAUUUUCUCUGGCGGAGCUGACCUCAUUGGACUGCAGCAACCUGCAGUCUUGACUCAUCAAGCAUUGGUGCAGCAGUCAGUUGGAGCCGAUGUUGUCAACAAGGCCAUCAGCGUGCAACCUUUCCUCCAGCAAGUUGGCUUGGGAAACGUCACCAUACAGCCCAUUUCCAACCUUCAAGGGUUGCCAAAUGGGAGCCCCAGUGGAGCACUGGGCAUUGGGCAGAUUCAAGUGGUUGGCCAGCAGGUGAUGGCGAUUAACCAAUCUGCUCAGCAGAUCAUCGCUAAGCAAGUUCAAUCUUCCCAAGUGGCCACGAUGCCAGUUGGAAGUUACAUCACUCAGACAGCAGCAGAACAGCAACAGGUCACCCUUACUUCGGCUGGGGUGUCUCCCCAGAAUGCAGGCCUUGUCAUCCAGAAGAACCUCCCAGCAGUAGCCACAACAACACUGAAUGGAAGCUCCAUGUUUGGGAGUGUAUCUGCUACACAGGGCUCCCAGCCUCUGACAGUCACGUCAAACUUGAGCAGCCCUCUGGUACAGGCCCAAAACGUGAUCAUUCACCGGACACCCACGCCAAUUCAACCUAAACCCCCAGGAGUCCUCCAGCAGAAGUUGUAUCAGAUCACCCCUAAAACGUUUUGCCCCAACAAUGCUACCCUUACCAUCCAGAACGAGGCUGCCCUCCAACAACAGAAGGCCCAGCAGAACCUAACAUUUAUGGCAGGCAAGGCUGGGCAAAAUGUGGUGCUCUCUGGAUUCCCCCCGGGUCUGCCUGCCAACAUGUUCAAGCAGCCCCCGCCGCAGCAGCAGGCCCUUAGCAAACCCAUGAGUGUCCACUUGCUGAAUCAAGGCAGCAGUAUUGUUAUCCCAGCGCAGCAUGUCCCCCAGGCAAUGCUACAGGGUCAGAACCAGUUCCUUCUCCCGGGACAGCUCACCGGCACUUCGGCAGUCCAGAUUCCCCAACAGCUGUCAGCCUUGCAGGCUAAUAUGGGUGGCCAGAUCUUAACCACCUCGCACCCUAGUGGGCAAACUCACAUCAUCACCAGCCAAGGGCCUGGUGGGCAGCUAAUAACAAAUCAAGCACUGCCUGCCCAAAUCCUCACCAAUCAAAACCUGGCAAGCCAACUAAACCUGGGGCAGGUACUGACGUCGCAGAACGCACAUGGCACUGCCCACAUUCUCUCUGCUCCUAUCCAGUUGCAACCUGGACAGGUUGGCCAGCCGACUCUCUUCCAGAUGCCUGUCUCUCUAGCCGGUAGCCUGACAACUCAGAGUCAGUCCACCAUCACGGCCUCCCUGGCCAGCGGUGCCAUUAAUCAGACUGGUCAGACUGUUAUCCAAGGAGUCACCCUGCCUAACCAAGUGGCUAUGUUGAAUGCCACCGAGAACCUCAACCAAACUGUGACCAUCCAAGCACCCCCUAGUGCCAGCAGCCAGAGCCCAGGUCUCAUUCAGCCACAGCCGACCUCCAGCACCAACCUGCUGCCAAGCAGCGACCAAGCCAACAUAUUAACCGUCCAGUCCACUUCCCAGUCCUCGGCUCCUUCCCAGCUUCAGCUGAAUGUACAGCAGCAAACUCCACCGCCUCAGCAGCCAGCACAGGUACCCGUGACUUCGCAGCCCAGUCCCAGCUUGGUGGCAUCUAGUCCUGAAAAGAUUAUCUUGGGCCAGGCAGCUGCUGGAACCAUCAUCUCCCAGGAUUCUAUGCAGAUGUUCCUGCAGCAGAAGGAUCGGAGCCAGCAGCAGCAGCAGCAGCAGCAGCAGCAGUUUUAUUCACCAGCCCUGAAAAUGCAGCAGGAGAGCAGUAUGAACGAAUCCACAGUACCUCCCCACCUGCCAAUGCCUCUGCCCAUCUACAGCAUAGCCACCACCGCCCUCAGCACCACAAGCAGUGUCCCAGCCUCGGUGAUAGUCAGCAGCAGUGUAGGCGCAGCCCUGCAGCCGCCUGCCAGCCGAGAGCUGAGCCAGAACCACAACCUGCCGCCGGUGGAGUCCAAAGCACCUCAGUUCUCAGCCGGCCCUCCCCAGCAGGCAAUGGCUUGCCAGUUGCCUUCAGGGCAGCAGAAACUUCCCGGAGCCUCCCCAUCCCAUUCACUACCUCAUCCUUCAGUGGGGGAGAGCCCCCAGCUCCAGCCCACACACCUUUCACAGAUGCAGUCGCCACACCAGUCCCGCCCUCCGUCUCAGCCUCAGCCACUGUCCCGGCCACCGUCCCGGCCUCACUCAAGGCCCCCUUCCCAACCACAGACUUUGUCCAGGCCUCCUUCCGAGCCCCUGUCACGGUCCUGCACCCCCCAGACCCAGAUGCAGAAUCUGUAUGUGAUUCAGAAUCAGAUUGCUUCUUCUCCUCAUGGUCCCAGCCAGCAUCCUCUGCGGCCCCCCUCGCAGCCUCAGGUAUCAUUCCAAGCGCCACAGGCCCAGCCAGAGGGGCAGCCUCAGCUGGCAACCCCUCCGCACCUGCAGCUACAGGUUCAGCUUGCACCUCAGCUCCAGCCGCAGGCCGAAUCCCAAGGGCAGGCCCGGCUACAGCCCCAGAUUCAGGCUGCCUCUGAGGUGCAGCAUACCCUCCCCCAUUUCCAGCUCCAGUUCUCUGCCCAGGGCCCUAUCAAGCCCCCCACCCCAACCCAGGCACUUCAUCUAACGCCGGAGCAGCAGAGGAGUUUUCAGAUGGUUCCGAAUCAGUUCCAGGCUCUUUCCGCAAUUCCAGCACCCAUACCUCAGCAGAAGCAGUUAAUGGACCGGUUUCAGCAGAUGCCCCAGGGGAUUAUUCUACAGACGAAGCAGCCAACUUCCACUAGCCAAGCACCGCCUGUGCUGAGCCAGUUCAGCAGCCAGCCCUCCUCAGUCUUGGUUAGCAGCCAAGGACAGCAGGUCACAGUAUCAACAAGCCAGGCAGCACCAGUUCACAGCCAUGCUCCUGUGCCUGCCACCGUUCAGCCUUCCAGUGCAGUUUCCAGCAAGGCGGCUCCAGCGCUUGAAAAGGGGCAGGUCCAGAGAGGAGGAGGAGGAGGGCAGCCUGCACAACCUGCAUCACUCCUCCAGCAACAAACACCUGUGUUGGUCAAAUCAGCAUCAAUAUCUAUUGCUGCUGCAGCUCCUUCAGAGAGUAAAACAUUUUCCGGCAGCGCCGCAACCAUUUCUGGAGGGAAAGCAGACGGGCAAGCAAAACCUGCAGGUCCUCUUGCCAUCCAGCAGCCAGUUCAGACAAAGCCUGGAGUCAUUAGCUCUGUGUCAGGCUUGAAUCUGGGGAAAGGUCCGUUGCAGCUCCAGGUAGUUGGAAAGGGCUUGCCUCAACUCAUGCCUUCAGCCCCUACCCUCCAGCAGCAGUAUGAGGGCAAGCUUGCAAACCUGAAAAAGCCCCCUCCCAUGCUGCAGCCCAGCAAGGAAGCUUGUUUCUUGGAACAGCUGCAUAAACACCAAGGAGCAGUGCUGCAUCCUGACUACAAAACCUCAUUUCGGUCAUUUGAAGAUGCCUUGCAGAGGCUCCUUCCAUACCACGUAUACCAAGGAACGUUGCCUUCUCCCCAUGACUAUCGGAAAGAUGAAGAGUUUGAAAUGGUGUCUACACAGUUGUUGAAACGCACACAAGCCAUGUUGAACAAAUACCGCCUGCUGCUGUUGGAGGAAUCCCGGAGAGUCAGUCCUUCAGCAGAGAUGGUGAUGAUCGAUCGAAUGUUCAUACAGGAAGAAAAGACCACCUUAUCUCUUGAUAAACAGCUGGCAAAGGAGAAGCCAGAUGAGUAUGUUUCCUCAUCUUCGCGGUCGCAGAGUUUUGCUUCUUCUCUGGCUCAGGGCGCUCUGUCCAGCAGUGCCGCUCUGGCUUCUGAGAACCUGAAGGCACCUCCUGUGCAGAUGGCAACCCAGAUCAACCCAACGAAACUGGUCAUCAAGCACAGCGGAGGCUCUCCCUCUGUCACGUGGGCCAAGGCCUCUCCCUCAUUAGAUGGUGACGAGGAUGCGUUGCCCUCCAGGAGUAAGCCGCCCAUCAAAACCUACGAAGCCCGGAGCCGGAUUGGACUGAAACUGAAGAUCAAACAGGAGGCGGGCCUUAGCAAAGUGGUUCACAACACUGCCUUGGACCCGGUCCACCAGACACCGCCGCCCAUGUGCACCGUGAUCAAAACAGCUGACCAGCACUCGUCGGCUUCAGCCGUUGCCACCACCACUGCCGUCUCAACGGCGGGGCAAAUGAAUGGGACCGUUGACCAUAUCACAGCAGCUCCAGUGGAGAAGAAGCCCAUUGUGACUUACUGCAGGCUUCCCCUCCGUAAGACGUACCGGGAGAAUGUGGACGCUUUUGUAGCGGAUAAAGCCUCUGACACCUGCCUGAAAGAGAGCAGCCCGAAAGUCGAUAUGGUGCCAAGCACCCUCAUCAUCAAGCAGGACGGGGGCUCCAGGAGCGUCAUCACUUCCCGCAAAACUCACGAGAGCGCCUCCGUGGCUGGGGCAGAGAAGAGCCGGUCAGAGGAGGGCACCAAGCAUACCUUUUUCAACCGGAGCGAUGCCCGCUCCCUCGUGAUGCAAGAGAGCCCCACCCCUCCGAAGACCGACGAUUCAACCAGUGGCCUUAUGAAGGAAUUGGCGGAGGUUGAGGAUGAGUUUUAUCACCGGAUGAUAAAAAUCGAGCCGCCUGACCAUGGCUCUGCCUCUGAACUCACAUGGGAUGUGCCCCUGCCCCCAGCCAAACGUAGAAAGUCAGAGUCUUUUGAUGUGGACAAUGCCAGCUUCUCCAGCGACAGCCCCCCAGAUGACUCGCUCAACGAGCACCUACAGAGCGCCAUUGAUAGCAUCCUGAAUUUGCAGCAACCUCAAGCUGGGGGCCAGAACACCCGGGCACCCUCCUCUUCAUACAACUCCUCCUCUUCCCCUUUCUCUUCCCCUGUCCACCGCACAGACGCUUACCUUGCCCCCAAUCACAAUGGCGGCCUUGGAGCAAGGACGUUGAACAGAUAACAGAAAUCUAUACCAAGCAGAGACUGUACAAAGAGAGCCAAGGACUGGAGCUGCUGCAGCUUCUGCUGGCUGGGAAACGGUUGGAAGCCAAGGUGCCACUUCCCAGAGACCUGAUAGAAUAGGGCUGAUACCAGAAGGGAAGAGCGGGGAUCUGGGGUGGGGCGGGCAGUGAGAAUGUCCUACAGAGGCUUCAUCCAUCCAAGUGUUUAUAUGAUGGGUUUUGGUUGUUGUAAAGCUGCGGCUGGAUUUACAAUAUACUUGUCUCAUCACAUGCACCAUUUUUAAAGAAGAAGUUCAGCAAGUGCGAGGCAAGCGGGUGGGGGUUGGAUUGGGGGCCCAUAGGUGGUAGUGUUGGCUGUGUAAUAUUUAGAUUCUGUAACAAAUUGCUAAUUUGAAUCUCUGGUGAUGAUUGGGUUUUAUUCCCCGCCCCAAACUCCACACCUAUAUUUUGGACGUUUUCACAAAUCCCAAGCCAGAAGCCAGCGGGGAGGCCAAAGGAAUGGGGCAGGGCAGGGGGACAGCUCCAGAGGAGUUGCCACAAGGGGGCAAUUUAUGUAAUUGAUUUUUGUGGGGUUUCUUAAGUUAUUUUAAGUAUAAACUGUCUGCUUUUUCUUUCCUUUUUUAACGUAAAAAAAAAAUAUAGAAUCUGAACAAAAUGCAAAAAA
Molecule: messenger RNA, 6131 nt
Organism: Lacerta agilis (Sand lizard)
Lineage: Eukaryota; Metazoa; Chordata; Lepidosauria; Squamata; Lacertidae
Gene: BICRA
Product: BRD4 interacting chromatin remodeling complex associated protein
Biological process (GO): positive regulation of DNA-templated transcription
Cellular component (GO): SWI/SNF complex
Source: RefSeq, a predicted model, not a curated record